UUGCCCAGGGUCCAGGGACUUGGAGAAAAGCUACCCCGCGAUCAAGGCUUAAGAGGUACCUUACGGGGAAUAUUGACUGCAUCUCUUUGGCACCGCGAAAUGAUGGUCUCGUCGCAAAGCGGGGCACUUCCGUCUGGCCUCCAUCCAUGGCUUAUCGUCGCUGCCUAAUUCAUUCACUUGGGCCGUCGUCAACAUCAUCUGUUUCUACGACGUAUUCGCGUCUUCGCCUUGCCGUCACCGCUCAUAUCACAACUGCAGGGCUUCCAAAUUAGCCCACCUCUCAGGUUGUCCGUUUAUCCCGCAAGAUGUCGUCCUCUCCUUUUCCCAACGUGUAUACCCACCGAAAGGUGGCCGACACAGCUUCCAAAGGGUGCAACAUUUGCUACAAGCCCACCACCAGCGUGCUCAUCACUCCAGAGAAGCAGGACUUCUUUUACGUGUGCGCCAUUCACCUCAAGGACAAGAACUUUGCGACACCGAUCAUUGAUCAUGCUGCCAUCGAGGCGCGGCUAAAGGCAGAGGCGGAGGCCAAGAAAAAAAAGGAGCUGGAUGAGGAGGUGGAGCGGGUCAAGAAAGAAUACGCCGAGAAGCAAAAGGCAAAAGCUGAAAAGGACGACAAGGGGAAAGACAAGGACCAAAAGGAGCAAGAUAAGGACAAGGCACAGCCUGAUAGCAAGAAGGAGGAAACGCCAAAGCCUGAAGACAAGGCAAAAGAAGCUUCACCAACCGCUGCUACAGCUGUGUCGUCUGCCGAUGAAGAACCGCGCGUGUUUGCGCUUGCAAGAAGCUUUUACAACCAGCGCAUUGAUAAGAAACGCCAGAUUGAGAUGGCCAAGCGAAACCGUGAACGAAUUCAGAAUCCAUCAUUCUUUCCUUCGGUUCCCAAGGGCUUGCCAUGAUAGCUAUCUGGAUUUGCGACCAUAGGAUUGCCGGACAAUCACAGCACAGAGCGGCAUCUUGACGUCCGGGUACUAAGUCAUUAGCACAAGGGUGGAGCCUCGACACCCGAAUCAGUAUUGCGCUCGCCGUACACCGUUGUCAUGCCCAGGACGACUGGGCGUUGUGGUGCUUGGCCGAAGAAAACAAUUCGUGUUCAGUCAAAUGCCUGGCCCCGAGAGAUGGUUUUCUCCGAACUUACCGAAUGUUUCCGGAGCUCUGCAUGUAGCAAUAAUUACAUUUGUGGAACAGCAUGAGGCUCUCGGGACAGGGCUUUUCGCCGCUGUCAGGCAUGAAUUGGGAUGAAUCAACAUGGAUCCGGACGCGUCUGCCUUUGGACUACGGCACAUGUGUGCAUAUGGAUGAAAUUGCCGGGUUACCGAUUAGACGGUUGAUGUGACAACCACGUGGGUCUCACUACAGCGGCUCUCCCCGCUCAAGUACGACGCAGUCGAUAUUGACGGAGGCGGCAUGAAGGGCCUAUGGAGCACGAGGACGUGCAUACUGAUAUCGACUUUCGAUUGAGGACUGCUUACUUGACGAGGGCGAAGCAUCACAUUCGGGAGAAACGGUUUUGAAUGUGAGGACCAACAGGGAGGGUUACGCUAGUAAUGAGUAGCAAUACUCCACCUCGUGGAACAAACUGUUGUCAAAGAACAAUGCAUGGUGAGGGAC
This is a messenger RNA of Pyricularia oryzae 70-15, 1611 nucleotides long. RefSeq lists its product as uncharacterized. NCBI's taxonomy places the organism in Eukaryota, Fungi, Ascomycota, Sordariomycetes, Magnaporthales, Pyriculariaceae. The transcript is spliced from 2 exons. The record is from RefSeq and is a predicted model, not a curated record. Bases 306 to 899 code for a protein of 197 amino acids. Gene Ontology annotation, biological process: vacuolar transport. Gene Ontology annotation, cellular component: endosome.